Hymenoscyphus albidus is the source of this 1257-nucleotide messenger RNA. The record is from the annotation of a GenBank genome assembly. NCBI's taxonomy places the organism in Eukaryota, Fungi, Ascomycota, Leotiomycetes, Helotiales, Helotiaceae.
CCAACGUCAACCUUACUCUCAACGUCACGCCUACGCCUAUGCCUACGAGCCAGUCUACGCAACCAGCAACCAGCAACCGCAUCGCCGUGUAUUGCUCUCUACUGCCUGCUGCUGCCUGCUGAAGCCUUUUGCCUUCUGCAUCCAGACAGUGCCCAUAAGAGUGCACCCUUAGCCCAGGACCUGUCGUUGGACCUCUUGGCGGAACCUCUCAUUCCCCAUUACCACUUCAGCAUUGCCCACCACAACGCCAGUCCCUCUAGCGAGCCCACCCCAUUCCCAUCUUCUACUGGUACUAUCAAAUCUCCAAAUCCAAGACCUGUCCUUCAAGCCACCAAUCACAAGCUUGGACCUAAUCACCCACCCCCUCGACCAUAGCCGUUCAGUCACUUUGAACCAGACACGAUCACGAGGCAUCUUUUCAGGUUCAGAAACAUUCAGGUUAGCGGCGACCCCUGUCCAGCUUCAAAGGUCAUUGGACACCCUCAAUCAAGUUGCAUUUCAAGCCAGUCGUGUUAUUUCCUGAGGGUCGAUCAACGCACGACAUACGUGCAGACCAACUCUCAAUACUUCCCUAGCAAAAAGAAGGCCGUUGAUUGCGGUCGUUGCCCCCGUUGGUCGUUUUGCUCUCCAACCUCUUUUCUCCGUCUUUCUGAAGCGCGGCAACGUCCUCGACGACUGGGCAGGGCGAGGUUAUUACAACCUUAAAUUCACAUCUACCGACUGCAGGUGCUUUAGCGCGCAAGCCUCAAUAUCCCAGCUAUGGCAUCCUCAUCAUUCAGAGAAUCCAUGAACUCUCUCGGCUGGUCACGCCGGGAGCCGGAUGUGCCCGUCAACACUGCUCAGCAGACCGGCCUCUUAUCGUCGAUUAAGUCGUUGAAUCCAUUCGGAGAUAGUGGCUAUGUUAGACUUCCCACCGUCGAGGGUGCAGGAGCACCCCUACCCGCUAGAACUCGUCGUGAAGAGGAGGAGGGAUGGUUUGCCUGUGAGUCAACGAUUACCAUUUACUUCUAGUUCCACGGUCCCUGCAGCAGCCAUCUUGAAAGUCUAUGUGUGACAUGCAGAAUGGUGGCGCAGAUCUACUUCGUAUUCUCAAGGGAAAGAGACGUAUAGGCUAACACAAAUUCAUGUAUAGUGAGCAGAUGGGACCGACUUCUCCUUUUCUCUGGCUUCAACAUUGGAGCUGCAGCCUGCUUCGUGAUCUGUUUUGUUAUGUGGCCAAUCAUGGUUGCCAAACCUAGCAAAUUCGCGACCUUGUAA